Messenger RNA from Penicillium brasilianum, 2067 nucleotides. The record is from the annotation of a GenBank genome assembly. Lineage: Eukaryota; Fungi; Ascomycota; Eurotiomycetes; Eurotiales; Aspergillaceae.
GAAAGAUGGCAGGGAUCAUAAUGAAUCAUGAAAGCAACUCUUAGUCUCAAAUUCUGAAUCAAUCUUACUUUAUUGGCAAGGAACAUUCUACGGUUGCCAUGUUCAUCCCAAUUUCCCGCACCUGUUGCUCCAUGCCUCGCACCAAGUGGACCUCCCCCCACCCCCCACGAAGCUAAGUCAUCCACCUGUCCCGAUUGAUCCCAGCCUAUCCCCAACACCGGAGCUAAGCCGGCUCGUAGGACGAAGGAAAAGAUUGGCAAAGGACGACUAGGCGAGGAUACCACUUGCAGUCACGCCCCGGGAUCUCUUAUGGUGAGCUAAUCAUACUGUCUCCCAGGGUACGGGGUACUGGUCGACCUUUCUCUUCUCCAGUGCUUUGCUUCCUUUGAAAACCCCCCGAAAAGUCAAGACCAUCAUGCGUGUAGCUUCUGUCGCGCUGCCUCUGGCAGGUCUUGCUGUGUUGGCUGCGGCUACUUCUAGCAAGAAGGCCAGCAAUGGUUGCAAAGCACUGAAGGGGUCUGUGGGUGACUCGUUGUUCUUCAACGAAAGCCUGAUCUAUCAGUAUGAGACCAACAACUUCUGGUCGAACACCGAGAUUAUGGCUCCUGGCUGUGUGUUCCGUCCGCAGUCCAGCAGUCAGUUGGCCGAGGGGUUGACUGCUCUCGUCGACGCUGAAGCCAAGUUCGCGGUUCGUGGUGGCGGCCACAUGGGUAUCCGAGGUUCUAACAAUAUUGAUAAUGGUGUUUUGGUCGUCAUGUCAAACCUGACAACCCUGGAGUUGAACGAGGACAAGUCUGUGCUGUCGCUUGGUCCAGCCUACCGUUGGAUUGAUGUCUACGAGUAUCUCUCUGUCUAUGAUCUCACCGUCCCGGGUGGUCGUCUCGGCCCGGUUGGUGUGCCUGGUCUGCUCCUUGCUGGAGGUGUCAACUUCUACGGCAACCAGGUCGGCUUCUCCUGCAACAGUGUCAUCAACUAUGAGGUCGUCUUGGCCAAUGGCACCGUUGUCUACGCAAACCAGACGUCCAACUCGGAUCUGUUCUGGGCCCUGAAGGGUGGUAGCAGCAACUUUGGUAUCGUGACCCGCUUUGACAUUGAGACUAUCAAGUCACCUAUGGUCUGGGCUGGUGCUCAUACCGUCGAGGCCCAAUACGUGGAUCAGUUCCUUGCUGCUAUCGCUGAGUAUGCAGCCAACAUUUCGGACCCCAAGACUCACAUCGUGCCCGCUCUGGUCCCUGGAGACUCGACUCUGGCCUCAGCGAUUCUGUUCUACGACAGUGACAGCCUCAGCUACCCUGAUAUCCUGAAGCCUUUCACCGAUAUUCCUUCCGUUAGCAGCACUGUCGGCUUCAAGACCGUUGCCGAGUUUGCCGCUGAGUUGGGCGAGCUGGUUGUGAACGGUAUCAACGACGUGUUCGUUGCUGGAACUGUCAAGGGAACUACCUACGAAGAGCUCUACCAGGGCAUUAGCAUCAUCAACACUACCUUCUUCAAUGAGCUCCCCAAGCUGUACAGCCAGAUCCCCACUGCCAACAUCUCCACCAUCCAACUGGACUGGCAGCCCAUUGGCGCUGAAUGGAUUAAGGCCUCUAACGCCCGCGGCGGCAAUGCCCUGGGACUGGACGCUUCCCAGGUUUACCUCUGCUACGCUGAGGUUGUGGAGUGGAUCGGCUCUGCCUACGACGAUAUCGUCGCCGAGUGGGUGGAGAAUACUACCUAUGCUAUCAACAAUGCUACCCAGAAGGCUGGCCUGUACGAUGCGUUCAACUACAUUGGUGAUGCCGCUGGGUUCCAGUCGAUUUUCCCUGGUUACGGUGCCACCAACCACAAGCGUCUGAUCAACAUCGCGAAGAAAUACGAUCCGGAGCGUGUCUUCCAGACCUUGAUGCCUGGUGGCUUCAAGGUUUACUGAGCGUAUUCACCAUGUUUCAAUCAUUGAUUCAGCUCAGGCAGUUACCUGCGACGUCUGGCGGUUGCCAUGUUAAUAGUAUUGAACUAGUAUAUAGAUAUUUGGAAAUAGAAUCAACGACAGGAUGUUGUUAUAAUCCUCUCAGGAGGUGAUACUCGAAA